This is a messenger RNA of Mucor mucedo, 806 nucleotides long. RefSeq names its product t-SNARE. Gene Ontology annotation, cellular component: SNARE complex; ER to Golgi transport vesicle membrane; late endosome membrane. Gene Ontology annotation, molecular function: SNARE binding; SNAP receptor activity. NCBI's taxonomy places the organism in Eukaryota, Fungi, Mucoromycota, Mucoromycetes, Mucorales, Mucoraceae. Gene Ontology annotation, biological process: intra-Golgi vesicle-mediated transport; macroautophagy; vesicle fusion with Golgi apparatus. Bases 37 to 741 code for a protein of 234 amino acids. The transcript has 6 exons. The record is from RefSeq and is a predicted model, not a curated record.
UUAUUGUUGCAGUAGUUUUUUUUUAUUCCCAUUGAAAUGAGUUCCUCAGCAGGCGGCUCCGAGCUAUUCUCGAGCUAUGAACAAGAUUUCACUUCAGUAACAGACUCUAUCAAGUCCAAAAUCGAACAACAACUUCCUAACCAGAAAGGAGAGGAAAGAAAGGCUAUUAUUCGUGCAGUCGAAAGAGAAAUUGAUGAAGCUGAUGAAAUUCUUGGACAAAUGGAGAUGGAAAUCUUGAAUAUUCCUACGCCUUCACGUACACGUUUGCAAGCAAAGUUAAGACUUUAUAAAUCUGAAGCAGAAAAACUCAAACGAGACUUGAGACGAAAUACGGCCAUUGUACCAAAGAAUUCUGACCGUGAUGAAUUGCUUGGCGGAUUUGGGUCAGGUAAUGAAGAUGGACAAUCUGAUUUCGAUGCUUCCACAAUGGACCAACGUCAACGUUUAUUGAGCGGAACUGAACGUUUGGGCCAGUCAAGUCGCCGCUUAGAAGAUAGUCAUCGUUUGGCUUUAGAGACUGAAGGUAUCGGCAUUAAUAUCUUGAGUACCUUGAAAGGACAGAGAGAAACCAUGGUUAGAGCCAGAGAUACCCUUGCCGAAGCUGAUUCUCACAUUGAUAAAGCAUCCAAGACGCUUAAGGGCAUGGCACGUCGUAUGGCUACCAACAAGUUGAUUACAGCUGCUAUUAUUAUUAUUUUGAUUGUCUUGAUCGGGUUGGUUAUUUGGAGCAAACUGUUUUAAUUUUUUAUUUUUAAUUUUCAUAGUUUUGGAUUCAUCUGAAAUAAAAAAAAAACUAUAUCUUUCAA